CUGAUUCAUCUGAUCGGAGGGAGCUGUGUUUGCCAAUAUAAUGAACUAGCAGAUAUAAUGUCAGGUGAAAAUAUGCAUCUUCACAAUCUGGUGUUUAGCGCUGCAUUAGCCUGAGAUGAAUUGCUGCCUGACGAACAAAACUCCGGGUGAAAAUUUGAAGACAUUAAAACGCAUGCGCAUCUCGUCAUGAACGCAUGCGUGUUGUGCGCUGAACGGUUCGAAAACAGCAGCGCCAAAACGUAGCCAGGCAGCUGGGGAGCAGUGUUGUGUAUCUCUAGUUUUACGUCAUUAUGUGUAGAUGCGUACGAACUUUGUGUCUUAACGUUAUGAAACUGUAGGUCUUAAUUUUUACACAAAGACAGCUCCUGUUCGUUUUUUUUUUUCGUUACUAGUGUUUUCUUAUUUACGUUAGCUUACCGUUACAUGCUAGCUAACUAGCAGAAAUGAAACCUGUACGAGGUUCUAACCGAGCGGCAUCAAAAGCACCUAACUUAAAAAACAAGAGGCAAACUGGUGAGACGACAAAAGAGCAAACAACAGAGCAUCAGGACCAGGAGCUCAGUGACAGCCGCAGUGGGAAGAGCGCCCAUCCAAAAGCAGCACAUAAAAGGAAAGCUGAGUGCUCAUCUUCAGUCCCUAAGAAAGUCAAAGGACAGGACAACUGGAGGCUGAUACCAAGGUCCUCCAUCAUUGCUCUGGAGAACAUAAUGGACUUGUCAGUACUAGCUACACUUGCUUUGAGGCGGACAGAGAAGAAGGAGAGCCAGGAACAUCUUAACAUGAUGAAAAGCAGGUUCCUAGCUCAAUGUGCACAGCUCAAAGUUCCAGUGCAAAAGCAAAAAGAUUUGAGCAAUUCAUUUCACCGCCACCAGGAGGAGACCAAGAAGUCAGUGGUUGGAAAGAAGACUCUUGGCACACUGGAGGAAGACCUGAGAGCUGUGGUCCGUGCUCUGGAGAGUGCAGAGGAGCAGACCAUCUCUUUACAGCAUACUUGCAGUACACUGAGAGACCAGGUGGAGGAAGAGGAGGAGAAAGCCAAAGAGAGCUUGCAGAAAGCUGAACAAGCAGUUCUCAACCUUCCCUCUUACCCUUCACAGAGCGAUAAAACAACAUUAGAGACUUGGAUGAGAGAAAUUAUACCAGACAGUGAUGCUGAGACCAUGGCCCAAAAACUGGGAGAAAUUCUGCAGAAGUCAGAGGCCAUUCAGGAUGCCCAACAGCUGCUUCUACAUGCACACAAACACAGUGAUCAGCUGUUCAGUCCUGGCUUCACCCGGAUCAGUGGUGUACCUUGUCUAUAGGGAACCUAGCCAAAUCUAUCCUUACACAGGGCUGAAAAAAUGUUUUGCAAAAAGGAAAGCUUGCAGGUGUAAGUAGUGUGUGCACAUUUUUGUGCCAGGGGAUGGGGAAAUAUUACUUGUUCUGUGUUACUUAGUUCCACUUUUUGUGGUUGUGGAGCCACUAUGUGCACAGUUUAAAAAAAUUCCAAUGCUGGUACAAUGGCAUUUAUAAUCUGAACCAUGUCACUCCUUGUCCCUUCUCCAGUUUUCUGCAUUCAGUUUUUUUGUGUGUGUGCGAUAGCAUUCGGUUAAAUAGGAAUAUUAUAAUUGAAUUGACAGGUACACUGUAGAUGCAUUUAUUAUCAUCAUUUGAGCCUAAAGACCAAAAUGGUAAACCUAAGCAAAUUAAUCUGUACUUGCAAAUAAAGAUUGAUUGUUCAUAA
Messenger RNA from Toxotes jaculatrix (banded archerfish), 1723 nucleotides. Its product is annotated as centromere protein Q. The transcript has 8 exons. NCBI's taxonomy places the organism in Eukaryota, Metazoa, Chordata, Actinopteri, Toxotidae. Bases 444 to 1301 code for a protein of 285 amino acids. The record is from RefSeq and is a predicted model, not a curated record.